AUGUCUUUUAGCUGCUACGACGUCAGACGGCGAUCGGCAGCUGCUGGAUCACAUUUGGAUGGUUGGUCCAGGCUCCCGGCCAAUCAAAACUCAAACAAAUGCUGGGCCGGUGAGCGGUCCAGUAUCCUGGCCAAUCGCGUCCGGGUAGGCUUCACGGCCGUUGCAGCCGUACCUACCAGCAGUAAUGGAUGUUCGGCGCAGAAGCUCGCUCAACAAGGGGCGAUCUACCUCUUGCGCCGGUAUACCGGCCAUGACCUCCAUCUUCUCCCCAGCUAUCGAAUUAUACGCCGCGCAAUAAUGACUCAUACUGGUAGCAGUAACACCAAGCGCACAUUCUUGUCUGCUGUAAUUGGUACCUCCGUCGGAUUGGGCGUCGGUCUGGCCGUUACUGCCGUCUGGCAUGCUAUUUCUAAUCGGUAUCGCCGCCACUCCGACGCAACCAGACUAGAUAAUCUGCUGGCUGAACUAAAUGCGGUCAAAACGGAGUUAUCAGAAAUGCGGUCAAUGUUGCACUCUUAUCGACACAAUAAUGAAAUCUCUCCGGAAGAAAUCCUGCCAUUCUAUCUUUCCGAUGAUGAUGAUGAGUUUUUUGAUAUUCGCAGUCAAGACAGUGGUCCCGAGAUGUGCGCCGAAGAAGAUGCGACCAGUUGCAUUACAAAAUACUACUCAGCAGCCAGUAUGAGCAGCUCCAAGUCUUCUUCCCGCUUCCGCUUGGGUCCCCCUCUUCCUUCAGAAUUGAUAGAUGAACUUGAUCGGGUGGCAGAAUCGGCCAUGGGUAUUUGCCCAUCACUCUCAUCGACUCCAGAAAUUAGCGCUGCAGGUGACGCUUCCCAUCUUGGUUCUCAAGCCUAUGCCAGGUGUUUGGUAUAUAAGAACACAUACCGUCGGACCCCGGAAUUCCUGUGGCGGUUUGCCCGGGCAAUCUAUCUUGCCAGUCAAGAUGCUGUCGCUGACGACGAUGAUCCCACAGCUACUUUUCGCGAUUCCGAAGUUACUAGUGAAGUCGCCUCUGUUUCCUCCCAGUUACUUGACCCUCGGAGUUCGAAUGACUUAGCUUACGAGUUGAACAGUCGACGUCAAUUUAUCGAACGCGGUUUGGCUACUGCCCGCCGAGCCUUGGUUCUAGCCAGACGCGCAGAGAGUCAAACUGAUCUGAUGCUAGGAUCCAAAUCCACAGCCGAAAUGUACAAGUGGCUUGCCGUAUUUGUGGGCCUCGCUUGUGACUUUUGUGGGAUACAGCAACGGAUCAGUUAUGGUUUCGAAUUUAAGGACUUAGUGGACAAGGCCAUUGAACUGAAUCCGGAAGAUCCCGAAACUCACUACCUGAAGGGACGAUGGUGUUAUCAAGUCUACAAUCUGUCCUGGGUAGAGCGACAGUUUUCAGCCAGGUUGUUUGCCACUCCACCAACCGCAACACUCGAAGAAGCAACAGACAGUCUUCAGGAACCAAGUCUCUGGCAGACAAAAUAUUUGUGGACAGAUGUGGUGGUUGUUGUGGUGAGCACACAAGUAGGUAGACAUAGCACUGUUGAGGCUCACAUGAUAGGGGUUGUCCUGGGCUGGAAUCGAGACGCAGGGACAAGGCCAAAAGAAUGUUGCAGUUUUGUACUGAACACGGACCGUUUCUGUGCAUUAAGAACUUCCGAAACAACCGAAGCCGCUAGGCCACAUGGUGCCCCCCGCAUGCCAUGGCUGUGGGUUCAUGGCUGCUUCAGGUUAUGCUCUUUAGAGUCGCAAGCACGUACAAAUAUGUUUCUCCAUGAAUCACUGCUAGGCGGAAUUCCAGAUGGAUCUCGCUUCACCGCUUGCAGUUAUCAGCUACUGCGGUCCAGAAGUCUAUCCCGCACAAGUCUGGCAAAAUUUUCGGAACGGUCACCGGUCCAAUAUGCAGUUGUGGUCGGAGUGACCGAAGGUCCGGACCAAACAGCCAAUUGUGGCUGGCCGAAGGCUGGUGGCCAACGUGGGAUUCAUAAUUUAUCGGAGACAUCCCUGGAAAUUCCGCCUCCAUCCGGACGUGUUAUCUUCCGUCGUCAUUCAGUAGACACUCGAGAGUAUGUUGACCCACAGUUUCGAUCAAUCAGGGCUCCCUGGGAGAUAACAAGCCCACCGACCAAUCACACACGUGCUUGGGUUGCUAGUGGCUGCGCUGCUUAUCGGCGAAUGGAAGUCUCAGUCCUCAUUCCAGAAGCUGCUUGCGAACUUUGCACGAUCCCGCGUCAUGUCCCCCCACAACAGGUUGGGUAUGAAAUGGACUCAGCUGUUGAGAUCGUAGGGCCUCAAAUUUCAUUCGGAAUCUUGACCAUCAGUGACUCAUGUUCGUUCAAUUCCGCUGUUGAUGAGAGCGGUCCGAUGGCAGUCAAACUGGUCGAAGAGGGUGGUUAUUCUGUGGCCUUGCGUGACUGUGUCCCGGACGACCAAGCGCAGAUCCAUGCACUUCUUAUGAAAUGGAUUGCCUCUGGCCUGGUACAUGUGAUCGUUACCAUCGGUGGUACAGGCCUCAGUGGUCGAGAUGUAACACCUGAGACUGUUUUGAAAAUAAUUGGCCAAGGUCGCCGGCUUUCUGGACUGGAACAUGCACUGUACGGUUGUUCCUUCCAGCAUACACCAAUGGCUGCCUUGUCUCGUUUUGUAGCUGGAGUACGAGACCAGGUAUUACUUAUCGCGAUCCCUGGGAGCCCCAAGGCAGUUUCUGAAUGCAUCCCCAUUCUCUUACCGAUAGUCAAACACGCGGUCGAGCAGAUCAGGGGCUGGUCAGUUGGACACAACACAAACAAAGUGCGUGCUCUAUCCCUACCACUUCUCGAAACUAACACUAAGAGCGCUGCCUCUCGUCCAAGGGAGUCUCCGUUUCCGAUGAUAUCAGUUAGUGAGGCUCAGGCGAAGAUUUUUCAAGCUGCCACCCUCAUGUUGGCGCGCCUCACAGUUGAGCCGGUUUUCUACAAAAAUGCAGUGGAUCGCGUGCUUGGAUGUUCACUCCGAGCACAACACCCCAUCCCUCCGUUUGAUGCCAGCGUCAUGGAUGGAUACGCAGUUCGCUUUAGCCGCAAACCAGGUAGACUUCGAGUUGUUGGUGUUGUAUGUGCCGGUGACCCACAGCCAGCUGAUGUGUCUCUCGCCAGGGGCACGUGUAUGCGUGUAAAUACCGGUGGUCCUUUACCACCUGGAACUGAUGCGGUAGUCCCAGUGGAACAUACUCGCCUUAUUUCCACAAAACGGGUGACUUCCAAGAACGGUUUCCCUACUGAAGAAGAAGAGCGGAUUGAAGUCUUAACGCCUCCCCGAAAAGUGGGUGAAUUCAUCAGGUCAUCGGGUACCGAUCUGUCCAGUGAUUACGUCUUUCAACGUGGUUUACGUCUUGGUCCAGCUGAAAUCGGUUUAUUAGCUGGUGCAGGACUACUAUCGCCCUGUACUAAUUUCGCCAACUUGUUGGCAGAUCAUGGAACGAAUCUGCCGCCUGCGGUUCUUGACAGCUUAUCUCAGGGUGGAUAUAUUCCAUGUAUUCAACAGCCGCGUAUAGGAAUUUUUUCAACAGGGAACGAAUUGGUCGACCCAACUUCCCCGUUCGAACCGAUAUCGAUAAUCGACUCCAAUCUUCCAGCCUUGUCUGUUUUGCUUCGCAAACAUGGUUUCCCCAAUACCGUGGAUUUAGGAAUAGUGUCGGAUCAACAGGAUCUACUGAUAGAAACAUUCCAGCGAGCGUUUGGCUUAUGUGACAUCUUAAUAACCACGGGAGGAGUUAGUAUGGGAGAACAUGACCUUGUGGCCACUGUUUUGGCCGAAAAAUUUGGCGCCAUAGUACACUUUUCUCGUGUAUUCAUGAAACCUGGAAAGCCGACCAAGUUUGCCACCGUCCCGUUGUAUUCCGAUUUAAAAUCACGGAAAGUUCUGGUGUUUUGCUUGCCUGGCAAUCCAGUCUCAGCAUUCGUGACUACACAUUUGUUUGUCUUGCCAUUGCUGCGUCAACUGGAGCUCCGCCCAGAGACAGAUUGGACUUUUCCGCGCAUAAGAGUUCGCCUACUCCAUUCGGUGAGCCUUGGGGAUCGGCCUGACUAUCGACGUGCUCGCAGGAUGAGCUUAAUUUUCAGACUUCUAUCCAAAGUACCUAACCAGAUCCCAGUGACUGCAAAAUGUGACCGUCCUUUUCCAACCGAUUAUCUUAUGAGCGCAUGGCAAUGCCUGAAUUUUCUCGAACCUGGGACCGACAACUUAACCAAAGAGCUACACCGAACACUCACUCGAAGAAUACCUACGAUAAAUCGUCCGGAUCAGCUACUCAUCAAGUUAUCCACAGCCUCAUUAAAUCCUGUUGAUUUGCUGCUCAUGUAUGGAUACGGUGCGACUACAUUUCGGUAUGCUCGUCGGUUCAUUUCAGCAUGUGCUCAGUCAAAUCCAGCAGAAUAUGGGUCAGAUUUUCCAUUUACUCCCGGCAGGGAUUUUGCCGGUCAAGUCGUUGGCUGUGGUCCGUCGGUACUGAGUUCUCGAUCUCCUCAGUAUGCUAACCUUCGAGUAGGUCAGCGCAUAGCAGGAGCUACUUGGCCCUUUCUUAGUAGCACCGGAUCUGGUUCGCUAGCUGAAUAUAUUGUUUGUUCAGCAGCUGAUGUUGCUUGUAUACCAGAGAAUGUGAGUUCAACUGAAGCAGUUGCUGUUGGAUAUGCUGGCCUUACCGCUUGGUCUGCUUUGGAGUGUGGAGGACUCAAGCCUUCUCUUCCUCUACAACAAAAUUCCAAACCUCCCCGCGAACCAAUCAUCUUGAUUGCUGGAGCUACUGGUGGAGUUGGACUGGUUGCAUCUCAGCUAGCAAAACUCUGGGGUGCUCGUGUUCAUGUAACGUGCCCUUCGGAUGCUAAAGCUCAAGAACUCAUGAAGGAAUUGAACGUUGAGGAGGUGAUUGUUUAUCCGAAUCAGCCUCCAAUUGGAAUGAAGUAUGAUAUCAUUAUCGACUGCGUGCGCCCCGUACUGCUGAAGGAACUUCUGAGUACGCCUCAGUUAAGCCUCCAGUCACUGUUGGAAUUCAGUCUCCCACGGCCUCCCUCUCUGUUUGACUACCUCAAACCAGACUGUGGUGCACGGUAUGUUAGCCUAAAUCCUCCUAUUCUUUCACUCGUUGAUCAGCUUGGUUUCGUUCUUGGUGGGGGUGUUAGUUUUGCCCAAUUGGCCAGUCUUCAACUGUUUCCCUGGAUUGCAUCAAAAGGUAGACGACAGAGUCAAUUUCGGUGGGCCUUUUUCCAACCAAGUGGAAAACGUCUGACGCACUUGCUGCGUUGGGUCAGCACUGGUGAACUUAAAGUGUAUGUGGACAGUGUGUUUCUAUUUGGUCAAGUUCCCGAGGCUUUUGAGAGGCUACGUGGUCGAGGUGUUCGUGGAAAAAUUGUCAUCCAAGUUCAUGAGUAGACAAUCUCCCAUGCGGACGUCUAAUUGAGACGAAAUCCCUUACCUACUGUAAAUAUUUCUCCUCACUUUGCUAUUAUGUUACUUGGCAGUUAUUUCCUGUUGUUUCAGUAUACAAUACAUUCCUAAUUCCACCAAGAAAAUAGCGUCUUGACUGCGCUGGAGGAAUUCAACUGAUGUCUAUUUUAAGGUUGUAGGGGUCACUUCCUUGUUCCUACAACC
This is a messenger RNA of Opisthorchis viverrini, 5610 nucleotides long. RefSeq lists its product as hypothetical. The record is from RefSeq and is a predicted model, not a curated record. The coding region runs from base 1 to 5391 and encodes 1796 amino acids. Gene Ontology annotation, molecular function: oxidoreductase activity; molybdopterin molybdotransferase activity. Gene Ontology annotation, cellular component: cytoplasm; cytosol. Lineage: Eukaryota; Metazoa; Platyhelminthes; Trematoda; Opisthorchiida; Opisthorchiidae. The transcript has 14 exons. Gene Ontology annotation, biological process: Mo-molybdopterin cofactor biosynthetic process; molybdenum incorporation into molybdenum-molybdopterin complex.